This is a messenger RNA of Lactuca saligna, 576 nucleotides long. NCBI's taxonomy places the organism in Eukaryota, Viridiplantae, Streptophyta, Magnoliopsida, Asterales, Asteraceae. The record is from the annotation of a GenBank genome assembly.
AUGGAACCCAAAUUCCUCAUGAUAUUGAUCACAGCACUUUUAUUAGCUCAAACUUCAUCUGCCGCUGUUGCUCCACAAAACACAUAUUCUACAUUCGUCAAAACCUCAUGCAGUUCCGCCACUUACCCCGCCGUCUGCAUGAAAACCCUCCUCCCCUAUGCCUCCGCCGUCAAGACUAACCCAUUUAAACUGGUUAACGUCGCCCUCUCCACCACCCUCAAAUCCGCCAACGCCACCCUCUCCACCGUUUCCCGGUUAUCCAAAAACAAACAGAUCACCAAGUGGGAGGCCGCAGUCCUUAAAGAUUGCGUCGGAGACAUUAAAGACAGCAUUAGUGAAAUCAAAGACACCCUCAAGGCGAUCUCUGGUCUUCCUAAAUCUGCCGAUAAGCGUUUUGUGAUCUCUAAUGCUCAGACGUGGGCCAGCGCCGCCAUCACCAAUGAGAAUUCAUGCCUUGACGGGUUUUCCGACAGGAAAGUCAAUCCGGCCAUUAAAAAGAAGAUAAGAAACAGCAUUGUAAGUCUUACAAGGGUUAGCAGCAAUGCUUUGUAUCUUAUCAACCACCUUACGGUUUGA